Leguminivora glycinivorella is the source of this 726-nucleotide messenger RNA. RefSeq lists its product as uncharacterized. NCBI's taxonomy places the organism in Eukaryota, Metazoa, Arthropoda, Insecta, Lepidoptera, Tortricidae. Bases 55 to 693 code for a protein of 212 amino acids. The record is from RefSeq and is a predicted model, not a curated record. Gene Ontology annotation, molecular function: protein binding. The transcript is spliced from 2 exons.
UACUAAUGAUUUGAUGUCAACUGAAGGCAGUUAGAUGAACAAACUGGACGCAACAUGGUAAAUGGACGGGGAAAUUUGCUGUUCUUAGCCACUAUAUUAUUGUGGCUAGCUCCCGGGCAAGGUAUGCCAGAAUUGCCCAACCGACGGUCCUCAGAAGUAUCCUCGGACGAAUGCGAGUCGUCAAAGUUGUGGGCGGAGAUGGAUCGGGAUACGCUCCUGUGCGCUUCCAACGAUGUCACCUACUUAAACCUAUGCGAGUUUCAAAAAGCUCUCGAUAAAGACCCCACGUUAAAACUCAUAGAAAAUGGACCAUGUUUCUGUGAUCCAGAAGAAAGUCACGAAUGGAAUCCUGUAUGUGCUUCAAACGGACAGUCUUACGCUAACAACUGCGAGUUAUCAAAAGCAAGGAGGUUGGAACUAUUAUUUAUACGCCAUCUCGGUUUAUGUAACGCUAUGCUGAAGAGAAAUACUAUAACAUAUAGAGAACUACAAAAGGUAAAGCUGUGGAGUUCAUUCAUGCCCCACGACCUUUACGUUUCCCUUAGUAACCGCGAUUUAGCUGAGGCUCCUCCUAAUAAAAGAGCAGAAAGUAAAAAAUUACAUACAAAACAUGAGCGUUUGGCAUUUGGUCCUGGACAACGGAAGCCUAAAACCAAAAACAAAAAAAAACCUAAAUACGUCAAUCGUCUUUGAAAUAAAAGUAUAUAAAUGUUCAAUUCCAAAGGA